Messenger RNA from Sphenostylis stenocarpa, 1515 nucleotides. The record is from the annotation of a GenBank genome assembly. NCBI's taxonomy places the organism in Eukaryota, Viridiplantae, Streptophyta, Magnoliopsida, Fabales, Fabaceae.
AUGACCACCGACUCUACCAUGCUCAACUCAACAAAUCGUUUCUUAUUUCUGCCUUUGUUCUUGCUCCUCAUUUCCAUUCCCGUGUUUCAACAAACAUGGUCAGCCUCAGGCUCCCCCGAUGGUGAAAAUAGCUUCCAUAGACCCGAUCCUUUACGACACUUCAAAGACUACAAUGGAGAUUUCGACGUUCGAAACAAGCAUUACGUGGCUUCUGCGGCAUUUACAGGAGUCCAUGGAUACGCAUUUGCCUGCGUUUGGUUGCUAUGUGGGCUGGUUUUGGCCAUUUUCCUUAUACUCAAGUGUCUAUGCGGUGGCUUUGCUUCAUUAAAUUGUUUGGACCGUUACCAUCUCCACAUUUUCUUUCUACUUGUUUUCUUCACAUCUCUCGCCAUAAUUGCUUCAAGUUUUGUCCUGGCAACCAGUCAGAAGACCAUGCGGAGGACAGAAAAACUGAAAGAAUCUGUGGAGGGUAUAGGAGAAGAUGCUCUUAGGACCAUAGGCAGAGUCAUAAAAACCAUGAAACAAAUGCAGGUUCUUUUGCUUCCGUACAAUCCACAAAUAUGUGCGAAUUUGAAUUCCACCACUCAAGACCUCAGAACCAACUCGCGUGUGAUACGCCGUUUUAUUGACAAAAGUGAAAAAUCAUUCGACCAGGCCACUCAUACUAUCAAUGUAGCACAUUUCGUUGUUCUAGCCGUCAACUUAGUGACACUGUUUGCAGCAAUAGUUCUAAUGCUCCAGUAUUGGCGUCCUGGAUUUAUAAUCAUAAUUUUUUGCUUAUGGAUCUUAACAAGCCUUUGCUGGUUCUUGACUGGCUUAGAUUUUUUCCUUCGCACCUUUGCAGAAGAUGCAUGCUCCGCUUUUGAGGACUUCGAAGAAAACCCACAAAACAGUAGUCUGGGAUCGAUGUUGCCGUGCAUGAAUGAAUCUGUCUCUGGGAACUUGAUAGCUCAAAUUGGCUACACCAUCCACAGAUUUGUAGCUGAGCUGAAUUCUAAUAUGUCGGUGGUUUAUCGGCUCCUAGGAGUAAGCAAAGCAAACGAAGAAUUAAUAGGAGUCGCAAAAAUUUGUGACCCUUUCCCUGGACCCUCAAAUUUGAACUACGUUCCACAAAGCUGCCCUCAGAAUGCCAUUAGGAUUGGUGAUUUAUCAAGAAUUCUUGCAAAGUUCACUUGUCACGAAGAGGGCACAGGAGAAGAAUGCAAAAAAGAGGGAAGAUUUCUUCCUAAAGCUUCCUACAACAUGGCUCAUGCCUACAGUAGAUCCGUCCAGGAUUUGCUGGAUAUAUAUCCAGACAUGCAGAGACUAUCAAAAUGCACAGUUGUGAAGAACAAAGUUGCUGAAAUUGUGUCCAAGCAAUGCAGGCCAAUUAGAGUUUCAACUAAAUUGCUAUGGUCAUUGAUGCUGUCUCUCUCCAUUAUAAUGGUACUCUUGGUAUUCACGUGGGUGACAAAGGCUUUUCAAUGUUGGGGAAGACCACUUUCUAUAUAUUCAAGGACCCCAACAUCUACAUAG